CGGACGCGCGCCAUUGUCGGUUGGUUCACAGUUUUCGAAGUUUCGUUCUAGAGCAAUUCAGGAAGACCUUGUGUCACGCGGAAUUGGUUUAAUUUACCGACCAUAAUUGGUCAGGAAAAUUGAGUCUAGAAAGGUAGAACAAGUGAUUGUAUAGUGCUUUUCUGGUGACAGAAGAUAGUGCAGAGAUCUAAGCUAGACGGAACGAAUUGCUUAGUAAGAUCAUUUGUGAAGUGAAAGUGAUUAGUUCUGAACAUCCUCCAACUGAGUCAUCCCUUAGUUACGAACCUAUGCAAGUAGCUGCCUGAGGGGUCUUUCCCCCAAAAUUUGCAUGUCCUCAACAACCACUGGAUGCUUCGCUGGAGUCAUAGUCUUCAUUUGAAAACACAUCGUAUGCCUCACCAAGGAAGAGCGAUGAGGAAGUGCUGUCUUCUUCUACUGCUACUACCGAUAGUGUACGGAUUUCGUCCUCCGGCUGCCGUUUUCGAAGAUGUAUACGAGCAGGGACGGCCGAGUCCCGCCUCCUAUCUAACAACUCAAGGGAUUCAGGAUGGCAUGCAAGCGUACCUGAAUCGCCGUAAUCGCCAACUCGGUGACGGCUUCACCUCCAUAGCCGCGUCCCAGUACAGUCCCUACACGGCAUCCAGUGAACGAUAUCAAAACUUUGAAGAAAACCAGCACGAUCGCAUUCGGUUGGAGAAUCUGCAGAAGAUCCCUUCCAUCAGGCGAAGGCGUCUGGACCUAGUGGCAACGCCACGCCAGUCGAAGAAGGUGAAUGUUGUACCACGGGAAAUGCUGCGCUUUACUCUGGCCGAUGCGAUUAUCCGCCAUGACCAUGAUCCGGAGCAGGCAGAGGACAGUAGUAAAGUGAAACAAAGAACGAAACGACAGAGCAAGGAGCGGAGUUCGAAACGAAUCGAGCCGGUCCCACGGGACAUUCUGCGCUUUGAACUGAAGGAUGCGAUGACGGAGAAACCUACGCUGCAGGCGGAAGACAUGCCGCAUAAUGUACGGAGAAGACGUUCAGCGGAUCCCGAAAGUAAAGAAGGACGGAAAAUGGUUUCCUUUGAGCUGGAAGAUGCCAAAACACCAGAUCGGGAUACGAAGCUGUUCCACAAGCAGAUGAUGGAAGAGAAUCCUAAUCUUAGAAUGCCUUUCACCACUUCGGACACGUUUACGAAAGGGUCCGUACAUGAUGAAAUUGUUGAACGACCUGAGGUAAGGCGGCGGGAGGGUAAGAAAGAUAAACGAGAUAACCCGAUGGAUGAAUCGGAUAUGAAUAUAGAGGAAUCUCGAAGGGUAAAGGUUUCCAGGGGCAAUAAAAAGAAAAUGGCUAAUUAUGAAGAUUUGCCACUUGGUGUUCAGAAAGCGAUUGAUAUUGCAAUCCAGGAAAAUGAACGAAUGAAUGGCAAGACUACCGAGGAGCCUUCGAGAGGAACUAAAUACUAUUAUGGCGAUAAGAAACCGAAGAUUAAAAAACCGUAUAGUACCACUACAAACACCAAGUCAAACCCUCCCAGUACUAAAGAAUCUAAAGUCAUCAGUAGUCCCCAAAUGGAAUCUGGUUUUGUUCCUACCAAACCGAUUGCAAGCGAAUCAGGUGAAAAUUUGAAACCGGAAAAAACCAGUCCCGGAACCUGGUGGUCCGCUUCCAAUAUACAGCGACCGAAAAGACUGCAACAAAAAACUGUGUAUCCACCUCUAGUCGUAAGUCCCCAGUAUGUCCAAACCUACAAACCGACAAUGGAAAGUCACAAGAUGACAGAACUGUCGCCAGGGUACGAAAAUCCUCGUGAAAACUCCUAUGAAUAUUCGGGGGCCUCGAAAGAAGAGAAACCAAAAAUCCAAUACCUGAUCAAGGAAGUUCCCGUGCCGCUGAGACCUCGAACGAAGAUCACCGUUCAACCGACAAUCUCGAUCUCCUACGACAAGGAGCCUACCGCUCCGGCAACCUCUUCUGAAGAUCAAUCCAACUACAACAACCCGUACGGACCAGUUGAGCUUCGAUACGAGCAACCUAAAGAACAGGCCAACUCUUACCAAAACUUGAACAUUGUUGUACCCGAUUCAAAGGAACAAUCGGAGCCAUCCUAUUACGAUCAUAAUAAUGUAGACAAUCCGAAGUCCCAAGAAUCAUCAUCGCACGCCUCGGAGAAUUACGAUAAAACCGGAAGCAGCAUAGCAGCCCUAUCGGCACUGAUCGGCAAAAGACCGACCGCGCAACUGAGAGGGCUUAACAAUCUACUGCACAUGCCAAUCCCGAUUGGAAACCAGCAACCUCUACAGACUAUGAAAACCAGAAUUCGCCCACAAGACAGUACCGCUCCCAUUAUGUUCCCAGGGGAAGCAUCCACUCCGAAUCCGCUACCGAAGAAAACUCCCGGUUAUCGCAGUGUGAAGAUCGAAAAUGGUCCGAAAAUAGUGUAUGAAGAUCCCAAUGCCAGCGCGUUGUACCACACGGUUCAGAUGAAUCCUCAGCUUAAGGUACCCAUGACUAAAGAUUACACUCCUAUCAAGGAGCUUGUUACGGAUAUUACGGAUUCGGAUCUUGUGGGACCAACAGUGUCAACUCCGACGCACGCGACGUACAUCAUCGGAUCAACUCCGGCUACGCCACAAAUUGAGGCCAACAGUUACGAGUUGGAUACGAACAGCCACGAAUCUUCCCACUACCAAGAAUAUCACGAAGUUCAAGCAACCCCGGAACCGAUCAGUGUACAAUACCAAACGAGACAACUGGACCACCGGUACCACGAACAACAUCAGCACCAGCACCAACGUCACCAGGAGGUAUACAAUGAGCAUAGUAUUCCCGAUCAUUAUCACCACCACGACGAUGAGGAUUCCGAGGACUCGGAAGGUUACGCCUUCGGCUAUCGAGUGCGUGAUUUCCACACUGGGAACGAUUUCGGACACGUGCAGAAUCGGGACAACGGUGUGACCCGCGGUGAAUAUCACAUCCUGCUGCCGGAUGGGCGAGUUCAGAACGUGCGCUAUACUGCCGACGAGCAGGGAUUUCACGCCGAAGUCAGCUACGAAAGUGUACAUUCGUCUCAUGAAGCAACGAAAUAGAAGUAACAUCUCAUCCAGUUUAUAGCUAAGAAGACUAGUUAUAGCAAUUAAAUUCUUCUUCAUAAGCCCGCCGACGGGCGGACAACAUACAAGAAGAGAAGAAAGCGGUGUACAUAAAAUCGAGCCUUCAUCCACGAUCAAAGCGGAGCUUUUUCACCGGCGAACGCGCGCGAGAGCUUUUGCUAGUCUCCACCAGAGUGAUUUCAUUGAACUAGAGAAAAGCUCUCCGCGUUCCAUGCACAAGCUCAGUCAAUUCAAUUUGCUUACUAGUUUUAGUAUGAUCGAACGGAGGAGGGUAGUGACCGGAUCGAUUCUCACUUUUUCGUAACAGACGAUAAUCGAAGCUUACAUUCGAUAGUUCGUGUUAGAUUAGAACUACUACUUGACUGUAAAUUCAUUAUUUCAUUAUCGUUUUGUUAAUAGUUGAUCAUGUUUCGUUACGCGUAGACAUACAUGGAACCAUCAGUUGUUAUUUAAUUGUAACGUUAUUUAAUAGCACUAAGCUGUUAGCCCCACGUUCUCCGCGACACCAACGACGCACUGCCGCCAGUGCUCUAGGAAUACACUACGUUUGUGAUUAAGGGACCUGUGCAAUUGCUAUUAUUAUUUCAUCGUUAAGCUUGUUGUUGAAUGUGUAAUAGAGAGUAUCGACUAAAAACCCACGAACGAAAAACUCCUCAUUGCCUCAUUUCGGAUCAUUCAGUAGCAUGUAAGGAUAGGCGAAGUGAUCAAUUGAAGGAAAAUUAAAAGUAUUAUUAUGACAGAAAUGUCAGACGCUGUACGUACGCGUAUCUAACUUUAAUCCGCUAGAAAUGUAAACGACGCGACCUAAGCCAAAAUAGUGCUGUACCUUUUAAAUAUUGUAUGUAGUUAGGAAAUGUAAA
Messenger RNA from Topomyia yanbarensis, 3953 nucleotides. RefSeq lists its product as uncharacterized. The record is from RefSeq and is a predicted model, not a curated record. Gene Ontology annotation, cellular component: extracellular matrix. Bases 349 to 3069 code for a protein of 906 amino acids. The transcript is spliced from 4 exons. NCBI's taxonomy places the organism in Eukaryota, Metazoa, Arthropoda, Insecta, Diptera, Culicidae.